GAAAUGUUUUAUUGGUGAGAGACUGUCGGGUAUCUAAUAAAUUAAAUCACAUUUAAGACAAUUAUAAGGCAAAGUGGCGAUCAGCGUUUUGCAAGUAUCUGCAGUAGUUAGAAUAAUCAAGAAAUGAAUGUAGGAACUUUUGUGUACAUUUACACAUCUAAAGCCGCUACUGCAAUUCCUGGCCGCUAGGGGGCGCGUGAUAGCAGCGUCUCGUGCUGCGCAGUCGUUACGCUAUUGGUCGGCGGGACAGAGAAGAUUCCUGAACGCUCUCACGCAUCAGCCGGCGCACCGCAUGCUGCUACCCAGCUUCAUGGAACAAGAACAAGGGUGUAUCACCGUCCGCUGACUGAAACCCCACCGUAGCUGCUGCUGUCACCUUUAGCACUGACUUAUAUUCUCGUUCUUCCGUGCAAUUACUGUACUCUACACUGUUCGGUUAGCUAGCGAAGAUGUCGGUUGUCGGAUUUGACGUCGGGUUCCUGAACUGCUACGUAGCGGUAGCCAGAGCCGGGGGGAUUGAAACUGUCGCGAAUGACUACAGCGACCGAUGUACACCAGCAUUUGUUUCUUUUGGACCCCGGAAUCGAGCGAUCGGCGCUGCUGCCAAAAGCCAGAUCGUCACAAACUGCAAGAACACAGUCCAAGGGUUCAAGAGGCUUCAUGGCAGGGCGUUUACGGAUCCCUACGUGCAGCGCCUCAAAAACUGUUUGGUCUAUGAUAUUGCACAAAUGUCCACAGGAACGACUGGCAUCAAGGUGAACUACAUGGAGGAGGAGAAGGUGUUCAGCAUUGAACAGGUCACCGCCAUGCUGCUGACCAAGAUGAAGGAGACUGCAGAGCAGGCCCUCAAGAAGCCUGUGGCUGACUGUGUUGUGUCUGUUCCCUGCUACUACACGGAUGCUGAGAGGAGAUCAGUAGUAGAUGCUGCUCAGAUCGCCGGUCUCAACUGCCUGAGACUCAUGAAUGAGACGACUGCAGUUGCACUGGCAUAUGGGAUCUAUAAACAGGAUCUCCCUGCUCCGGAGGAGAAGCCCAGGAAUGUGGUGUUUGUGGACCUGGGCCAUUCUGGAUUCCAGACAUCAGUGUGUGCCUUUAACAAGGGCAAAGUCAAGGUCCUGGCGACAGCGUGUGACCCAGAGCUGGGAGGAAUGGCCUUUGAUGAGAUGCUGGUGAAGCACUUCUGUGAGGAAUUCGGCAAGAAGUACAAGAUUGAUGUCAAGACGAAGCCCAGGGCUCUGGUGAGGCUUUUCCAGGAGUGUGAAAAACUGAAGAGAGUGAUGAGCGCCAACGCCUCUGACCUGCCGCUUAACAUCGAGUGCUUCAUGAAUGACAUUGAUGUCUCUGGAAAACUGAACAGGGGCCAGUUUGAAGAGAUGUGUGCUGACAUUUUUACCCGAGUUGAGGCUCCACUGCAGAGUCUGCUGGAACAAACCAAACUGAAAAAGGAAGACAUCUAUGCAGUAGAGAUCGUGGGGGGAGCUUCCAGGAUCCCAGCCGUCAAAGAGAGGAUCAGCAAAUUCUUCGGGAAGGAGUUGAGCACCACUCUGAAUGCUGACGAAGCGGUGGCCAGAGGAUGUGCCCUGCAGUGUGCAAUCCUGUCACCUGCCUUCAAAGUGCGUGAGUUCUCCAUCACAGAUGUUGUUAACUAUCCCAUCUCCUUGAAGUGGCAUUCUGCUGCAGAAGAAGGUCUGAGUGAUUGCGAGGUAUUCCCCGUGAACCACGCGGCACCUUUCUCCAAAGUGCUGACCUUCUACCGGAAAGAGCCUUUUUCUUUGGAGGCCUACUACAAUAAGGCCAAUGAGCUGCCCUACCCCGAUCCUACUAUUGGUCAGUUCAUGAUCCAGAAGGUUAUCCCACAGGCAUCUGGGGAGAGCUCCAAGGUGAAAGUCAAGGUGCGGGUGAACAUCCACGGUAUCUUCAGUGUGUCCAGCGCCUCCCUGGUUGAAGUGCAGAAGUCUGAUGAGACAGAGGAACCCAUGGAAACAGAGCAGGUUAAUGACAAAGAGGGAGAGAGCAAGAUGCAGACGGAUCAGGAUGAGCAUCAGGGUCAGGGAGACAGUCCGAAGGAAACAGAAGAGAAGACGCCCCGCGAGAACGAGGAGAUGGAGAUCACCCCAGAGGAGGCCAAAGGCGAGAAGAAGACCGACCAGCCCCCACAAGCCAAAAAGCCCAAAGUCAAAACAAAAGUGAUCGAGCUUCCGAUUGAUAACAGUCCACAGUGGCAGCUAGCUGAUGACAUGCUCAAUCUUUUUGUAGAAAAUGAGGGGAAGAUGAUCAUGCAGGACAAGCUGGAGAAGGAGAGAAACGACGCUAAGAAUUACGUAGAGGAGUAUGUGUACGAAAUGAGGGACAAGCUGCAUGGGACGCUGGAGAAGUUUGUCAGUAAAUCUGACCGAGAUGCCCUGUCAUUACUGCUGGAGAACACUGAAAACUGGCUGUAUGAAGAUGGAGAGGACCAAUCCAAACAGGUGUACAUUGACAAACUGGUCGAGUUAAAGAAACUUGGCCAGCCCAUCCAGGAGAGGUAUACAGAGGCUGAAGUGAGACCAAAAGCAUUUGAGGAGUUGGGAAAACAAAUCCAGCAGUACAUGAAGUUUGUGGAAGCAUACAAGAUGAAGGAGGAGCAGUAUGACCAUUUAGAUGAGGCAGAUGUCAAGAAAGUGGACAAACAGGCCAGCGAUGCAAUGAUGUGGAUGAACAGCGCCAUGAACCAGCAGGGCAAACAGAACUUGACGAUGGAUCCGACCAUCAAAGUGAAAGACAUUCAAGCAAAAACAAGGGAGCUGUUCUCCGCUUGCAACUUCAUCGUGACCAAGCCCAAGCCCAAGGUGGAGCUUCCCAAGGAGGAUGCUCCCGCAGAGCAGAAUGGGCCCGAAAAUGGACAGGAGAAAGCCCAGGGAGAAACGGCCGAGAACACGGGCAACCCCAGCUCAGAAACCACAGAAACCAAGCCUGACAUGGACCUCGAUUAAAGCAGCCCAACGCCCCGCUAAGCAAAGCUGAACGGGAGCUGGUUGUUUCAGAUUGAGAUGCAGCCUGGGUGUAUAUCAGAGCAGGUAAAAUGUUCCAGAAACUGCACUACACAGUCAAAAGCAGGCAGGGUGAUUAGCACACUGAGACCAGCAGUGGUAACUCUGUCUGAUGACAUAGCAUGCCCUCUCUCUUUCUGGAUAACAUAAAUCUAAAGCCAGCCGCAAUAAGCCUGUUUGACAAUGAGCGCUGUACACAUAAUGGUAUUUAUUUCUGUUGUGUGCCCUGUAAGUGUUCUGGUCUGUGUCACAAUAUGGUUUUAAUAAAGUUAUUGAAAAUCA
Molecule: messenger RNA, 3311 nt
Organism: Anarrhichthys ocellatus (wolf-eel)
Lineage: Eukaryota; Metazoa; Chordata; Actinopteri; Perciformes; Anarhichadidae
Gene: hspa4b
Product: heat shock protein 4b
Exons: 19
Coding region: 450-2972 (840 amino acids)
Biological process (GO): protein folding
Cellular component (GO): cytosol; nucleus
Molecular function (GO): ATP-dependent protein folding chaperone; ATP binding
Source: RefSeq, a predicted model, not a curated record